AUGGACUCGGAGUUUGUGGCGGACCUGGCGUUUCUGGCCGAGCUGGCAGCAGAGGAGCCCGAAGGCAAUGUCAAGGACCUUGCCAACGAGUACCUGACGGCGCUGGACCUGCCGCUGGUCCGUGCCAUGGCCCGCAAGCGCAAGACGAACGGCACGCUGCCGCGGGCGGACGUCUCGCUCCGCUCGCUCUCGAUGACGACGGCGCUGCAAGGUGCGGCGACCAGCGAGCACGGCGGCGGUGGCGGCGACGGCGACGACGACGACGUGUCCUACGGGUCCAGCGCGCCGGCGCUGCGGCCCGAGGACCAGUUCUGGGAGUUCAAUGCCAGAGUCACCGCCGUCCGGCUAGGCAAGGUGCCCGACGACGGGCCGGACCACAACCCGUAUCUGCAGCCGCAUCUCCGCCGGACACUGCACCACCGUGGCUCGCUGACUGACGUCCGCUUUGCCGUCGCUCACAAGGUCCCGCCCGUCCGCGUCGAGCCGUUCUCGGCCCAGACCAUGGAGCGCCAGGCCCAGUCGGAGCGCUCCGAGCGUGAGCUCAAAAUCGUCAAGUCCUCUGUCGCCCGCACUAUCGACUCGAUCAUCGCCCGUGUCUCGGCCUCGUUCCGCAAGACAGAGCAUGAGCGCAAGCGCAAGCUCUCCGAACUCGUCGACAAGUCGCGGAAGGAGCACAAGUCGCGCGAGGGCGACUCGGACCUCGAGCUCGAUUCGCUUUCGGCGCUCUCGGCCAUGUUUGCCACCGAGUACGUCUCCGUCUUCCUCAUGCGCCUCACCGAGGCGCUGCCCAACCUUGUUCAGACCGUCAUCAACAAGGUUGCCCUCCUCGACCGCUCGUCUCAGGCGCGCGCGCCCUCGUUCGGCCGCUACUCCCCGGUCUCCAACGACGGCGAUGUCGAAGACUCGGACUUGGACGACGGCCGCACCUCGCGCCUCUCGCCGGUCCAGACCGCCCGCCUCGAGUUUUUUGUUCUCCUCCAGUCGGCCAAGUACGUCUACCGCAAGUUUACCCCGCACAACCGCGUCCGCUCCUCCAUGCCGCCGGCCCUCCACGACUGGACCCGCGUCUCAGCCUUUUUUGAGUCAUGCAUCUUUGACUACAACCUUGCGCCCGAGCGGGCCAAGCAAGUCUAUGCCGUCUUUCAUGGCGUCGACGAUCGCACCGUCGGCGCCUCGUCCGUUUUCCGCUCACCUUCGCCGCUCUCGUCGAGUAAGAAGAAGACAUCGCCGUCGCGCUCCAGCUCUCGCGUCCGCUCCUCGUCCAAGGCUACAGCCUCACCGGCGUCGCCGCUGCGGACUCCGUCGCGGCUGCUCCACCCAGACUCUGCACCUGAGUCUAUUAUGACGCGCAUGCUGGCCGACAAUACCCCUGUCUCGCCGCACGCCUCCGCUCUCCUCCGCCAGCUCGGCCGCAUGAACGGUCUUGACGUCGCCGCCUCACCCAACGUCUCUGCCUCGUCGCUGCACGACCCGGCGUCGCCGCCACCGCCGCUCAAGCUCAACGGAAGCUUUACAGCCUCGUCGCCGAUUUACGCCUCGCCCCUUCGCGCGCACCCCACGCCGCCGCGGCGCCAGCGCCACUCGCGCUCCACAGGCGGCUCUGGCUCUGGCUCGGCCAAAGAUGCCAAAUCUGUCUCUGUCUCUGCCUUGGAAUCCAGUCCGACCAAGGCCAUGCAUGCUUUGGUGAGUGGUGCUGGUGACGCCGAUGAUGCCGCGACCCGUGAUGGUGGUGAUGGUGGCGAUGGUGGUGACGGCGCAACGUCAGUCCCCAUCUCCAAGUCCAAGUCCAAGUCCAAGUCCAAGGGAAAGGGCAACGGCAAGGGCAAGAGUAAGUCCAAGAGCAAGUCCAAGGGUAAGGGCAAGGGUAAGGGCAAGGGUAAGGGCGAGGGCAAGAGCAAGGACAAGUCCAAGUCCGAGCUUGCUGCGUCUGGUGCCCCAGAGUUCACCCCGGAAGCCGACAACGAACCGACGCCCGCUCCUGCCCCUCCUCCCAACAACACCCCGAUCGACAAGCCUGGCGCUGCUGCCGCUGUCGAGCCUGCUUGCGAGUCGGCAAGCGUUUCCGAGCCUGAUCAACCUUUGGCAACUCUGCCUGAGAUGGAACAGGGCAAGGGCAAGAGCAAGGGCAAGGGUAAGGGAAAGGGUAAGGGCAAGGGCAAGGGUAAGGGCCAAGGCCAAGAAUGA
Messenger RNA from Thecamonas trahens ATCC 50062, 2184 nucleotides. RefSeq lists its product as uncharacterized. The record is from RefSeq and is a predicted model, not a curated record. Lineage: Eukaryota; Apusomonadida; Apusomonadidae. Bases 1 to 2184 code for a protein of 727 amino acids. The transcript is spliced from 2 exons.